Tinamus guttatus (white-throated tinamou) is the source of this 2752-nucleotide messenger RNA. Lineage: Eukaryota; Metazoa; Chordata; Aves; Tinamiformes; Tinamidae. The record is from RefSeq and is a predicted model, not a curated record.
AUGGAGAGUGAAGCAGAGUCGAGCCUCGAGCGGCCGCGACGCAAAAGCGCGCUGGCCAACGGCGCCAACGGCCGUCGCGGCGGGGCCUUCGCGUCGCCGUUGCUGGGGGCAGCCUCUGGGCGGGAGUUGGCGCUGCGGUCGCUGCGUUUCCUUCGUUUCCGCAGCCGGUUUGUAUCGGCCAGGUUAGGCUUAAGAAAAGCCUGUCAUUCUGAUGUGGAGUCUGGGUCUGGAUACUCUUUUUAUUCAACUGACUCUGAAGAUCAGGUUGAUACUAUUCAUAAUGGACUUGACCGUUGUGCAACUUUACUGCAGAAUAUUUUACAAAAUGAGACUGCAGUAGUGCCAGUAUCAAGUAUAAAACAGGCCUCAUCAACCACCCCUGCUGCUGGUAAAGAGUUCUGUAAUGCACCACAGAAUCAGCUGGUUGAACCAAUUCAUGUGCCUUGCAGUCAACACCUGCCUGUUAUGAACCAAAAAUUAUGUUGUCAAAAUGUUACAGCUCUUAAUUAUCAGUUAUCGGCCUCUACACCAGCCCUGUCCCUGCAGCAUUCAUCUAAUACUUUAUCUUCUCAGUCUGAUGUUCCUGCAGAUAGUAGCCCUGAAUGUGUGCCCCAGAUGGGAGGAACUGUGCUUUGCCCAGUAGUUUCUGUUCCUGCUACCACUACUGCACAAAUUCAGGCUGUCACUGCUCUUCCUGAUAAGAUGCCUAGCCUUGUAUCAGGUGCAUCAAGUAACUCCACAGUGCCUGCAUUUGUCUCAUCGUUUUCUGGCAAAGACGCUACCCCAAACCAAGAGCACUGGAUCAAGGAAGCAGAUUUGAUAAGAUGCAUACAAGCUCACCUGGCCUUGUUGCAACCACAUGAAAUGAACAGCAGGACAGAACAAAAGCAUCCUCAUCAAUGUCCAGCACAACAUAAUGUCUCAAGUAAUAAGGAAGAGGAUAUUUCCGAAGAACAAAGCGAGGACGCUAUCAGUGAAGAAGAAGAACUGAAUGUACUUGACGUUGCCCCCAUGAGAGAUACAAGCUGUCAGAAAAGUUUUGUCAAGAAGGUUCUAAAACCUAAAAGAGAAAGUCCAGAAGAAACAGCCCAUAAAGUUAGAACAGUAAAAUAUCUUUUGGGGGAGCUGAGAGCACUGGUAGCAGACCAAGAUGAUUCAGAAAUGUUAAGGUUGAUGAGUGAAAUAGAAGAUUGUAUAUCAUUGCUCCCAGCUGUAGUGGGAAGUACAAAUAUACAAGCUGAAAUAGCACUAGCUCUACAGCCUCUUAGAAGUGAAAAUGCCCAGCUGCGUAGGAGAAUAAGAAUAUUAAACCAGCAACUCAGGGAACGAGAGAGAAAUGAGAAGACAUCUGGACAGAACUUCAACUAUGAAUUAGUUUCUCUGCAGUCAAUGAAUAUGAUGCUCCAGAGUCAACUGAAAGAAUCACUAAAAGGUCUUGAGUCACUGCAAGCUAAAAAUGAAGAGCUUUUUAAAAUAAUAGAAAAGCAGAAGGAAGAAAAUAAACAUGUUGCAAAAAGUAUCCAAGAGAAAGAUAUAGAAUUGCUUGAAAACAAGCAGCAAUAUGAUAUUCAUACCACCAAGCUCAGGAUUGAAGUGGAAGACACGCUAGCAAAUGUGAAGAGCCUUCAGUUUAAGCUGGAAGCUUCAGAGAAAGAAAAUCAGAUUUUGGGCAUAACGCUUCGUCAGCGUGAUGCAGAAGUUAACAGACUGCGUGAGUUAACCAGAACCUUGCAGGGCAGCAUGGCCAAGCUUCUGUCUGACCUCACAGUGGACAAUAUCCGACCUAAGCCUGACAAAGGUCUCUCGAGAUCUCUUUUGGAAGACUAUGAGAAACAGAUGCAGUCUGAUCCAUUUCCUGUGAGUACUUCAGUAAUGACUUACCUUAAAAAAUUAGACACUGAUCAUAUUUUGACAGAUACAGAACCUCAGUUCUCAAACAAAAGCAGGGAAUUGGAGGAGUCAAAUCUAGCCUAUGUAAAACAUGCUGCUGAAGGAACCAAAAGAAACAGUACCUUCUCAGAAGAAGAAACUGGGACUCCAAGAAUUCUAUCAGCCUUAGUGGAGCAAGACAGAGAAACACUGAGUGAUUCUGAGACUUUACUAGACAGCCAAAACAAACUGGAUGAGACUAUUUAUAUUCCAUUAACUAGCAGUGCCUCUAAAAAACAUCUGCCAGUCUCUGAGAGAACUGGCAUGCAACCCCAAAGCAGAGGGGCUUGUAAGACAUUGGAAUUCAACUAUGAACUCUCAAACUCUGAGCAGCAGAAUGGAUGUGAGGUGUCAAAAGACCUCUCUGUUUUGAAUAAAUUAAAUGCUGGAUACAGUUUGAAAAGAGCCAUAGAAAAAUCACUUGAAGCUACAGGGGAUACAGCGAAGCUGGAAGGGGACAAGGUCCAAACAAGGUCAGAAGACAUUCCAAGCAGAGCUGCAAAAGACUUUACAGACAAACCAGACCAGCCUCAGCUUGGUACAUACCAUUGUGCUCCAGUGCCCUUUCCCAAAGAGAAUUCUAGGAAAAGAGGCGGCGCAAUAUCUGAUGUUUCAUUUGACGAUAUAUCGGGAAGGUCUGAAUGGAGCGCAUCCUCUUUCUCAACCUUUACUUCUCGAGAUGAAGAGGACUUUAAGAAUGGCUUAGCAGCCUUGGAUGCCAACAUAGCUAGGUUGCAAAGAACUCUGCAAAAUAGCAUUAUGAAACAAUAAGUAUGAAAAAACAAAAGGGUGUGUACUUGUUUAGGUAACUAUUUUUUUCUAA